GGGAGGCUUAUAUAUAUGGAGGAAGGGUUCUUCUUCUGCAGUGGGUAGCGGGGCGGAAACGUGUCCGUCGUGGUGGUGUCGAGACCAGAGCAAUUUUCAGAGCCGUACACCUGUAGCCGAGAGUCUGACUUUGUAGGAAGGCAUCCAGCGCCGCCACCAUGCCUGGCCACAUCUCCCUCAAGAGCAGCGGGCCCGACCCCGACCCCACCGAGUUCCUGUUCGUCUCGGCUGAGAUGAAGCGGAAAGAUCAGACGAAGCCUUACGACCCGAAGAAGUCCGUGUGGGCGCCCGACCCCGAAGAAGGCUUCGUGGAAUCCGUGCUCAUGGGUGCUAAGGGCGAUAAGCUAGUCUCAGUCAAGUUGCCCAAUGGAGAUACAAAGGACUUUAAAAAGGAACUAAUUGGCCAAGUCAACCCUCCCAAGUACGAAAAGUGUGAGGACAUGUCCAACUUGACUUUCCUUAAUGACGCCUCUGUCCUCUACAACUUGAAGACUCGCUAUCAAGCCAGACUCAUUUACACCUACUCCGGCCUCUUCUGUAUCGCCGUCAACCCCUACAAGCGUUACCCCAUCUACACCAACCGCGUGGUCAAGAUCUACCAGGGCAAGAGGCGCAAUGAGGUGCCUCCCCAUCUCUUCGCCAUCUCCGACGGCGCUUACACUAACAUGAUGCAAGGUAUAGUUACCAGCUUAUAGUCAUCACCAUCAAUUUU
Penaeus vannamei (Pacific white shrimp) is the source of this 712-nucleotide messenger RNA. NCBI's taxonomy places the organism in Eukaryota, Metazoa, Arthropoda, Malacostraca, Decapoda, Penaeidae. The record is from RefSeq and is a predicted model, not a curated record.